Messenger RNA from Melitaea cinxia (Glanville fritillary), 1150 nucleotides. RefSeq lists its product as uncharacterized. The coding region runs from base 1 to 777 and encodes 258 amino acids. The transcript is spliced from 4 exons. The record is from RefSeq and is a predicted model, not a curated record. NCBI's taxonomy places the organism in Eukaryota, Metazoa, Arthropoda, Insecta, Lepidoptera, Nymphalidae.
AUGUGCGCUUCAUAUCGGAUUGCCGGUUUAUUAAUUAUAUGUGUGGUCGUCGUCUCUGGAAAUGUUCACGGAUCCCGAAGAUCACGAAGAAUGGAUAUAGAAGAUUAUGAACAAAAUGAAAUAAAUAGUGGUAGAGCUGACGAAGGUUCUUGGUGGCCAUCCGCAGAAUUUAACAUUUUACGAAAAGUUUACGACGAUUGCAGUGCGCAGAAACAUUUAACAACGUGCCUUAAAGGCAAAGCGCUAACCGCUUUAACAAGAGCAAUUGAGCAGGAGAGCGUACAGCUCGCCGAUGGACUGACCCUGGUUAAACAAGCCGACGCUCCAAGUUCUGUAGCAGAACCUCGCUUCCUCCCCGGAAUGUCGAUGGAAGACAAGCUCGAUACUAUGCUACGCACUAGGUUCGAGCAGUUAUUAAGCACGCAUACGAUCUCAAUGGAUCUCGUGGAAGAAGGAAGAGGCAGAGGCAAAAAAGUGCUCCCAUACCUGCUACUCGGUAUUUUCACGACCGUAAGCAUCGUCGGAGGAAUAGCUUUGAAGACUUUAGCUGCUAUUGCCGGUAAAGCGUUGAUUGCAAGUAAGGUCGCCCUAACGAUCGCCGGUAUCAUCGCCCUUAAGAAAUUGUUCAGUCACGAUGGUGCGACCGGUGAAACUACUUUCCAAGUCCAUGCAGAUGGCCACCAUAGGCGGAACUUAUAUGUGGUGAGGCCAGCGAGGUCGGGCGCCAUUGAUCCUUACCGUUACUACGCGGAGCAGCAAGCGAGCGCGAGUGCGUAGACGCGAGGAUGCUGAGAUAACUUCGACACGCCCGCUUCGCCACGACCCUGCGCAGAAAACCAUACAAAAUAACCUCAAACCAAAGUAUCGUCCAACUACUGGACAAUCUAUUUAGAUUAAUCCUUUGUCUAUCUCCUCCUUAAUCUCUGUCAGUUAUUUAUUUAACAUAAUUUAUUUAAUCGUGACUACGGUUCUAGGUAUAUUUAAUUAUAAAAUAAAUUAUUUAAGGAUAAAAUAAAAAAUGAUAAUACAUAAUGCGGUUUCAUUUUUACUUAUGUACUAUUAGGAGAAGAGUAAGUAUUAAGCUAUUUUUUGUCAUAUAAAAUGUGUUACAUUACAUUUGAAUGAAAUAAAGUUUUUUAUACAAAUUUAA